GAGAGAGAGAGGGAGGGAGGUGAAGCUCAGAGAUAGAGAGAGACAGAGAUAGACAUAUAGAUAGAGAAAGAGACAACAGAGCCUCCUACUGAAGCUCAGAGAGAGAGAGAGAGAGAGAAGAAGAAGAGACAGAGAUCGACUGACGGAGAGAGAGAAAGAAAGAAGGAGAAAGUCUCAAGACUGAGAAAGAGGGAGAGAGAGUGUGUGAGAACGAGGAGGAGAGAGCUAAGAGAACAUUUGCCUGCAGAAAGAGAGCACAGGAAAAAGAAAGGACUGAGGGAGGGAAAGAGAGAGAGGGAGAUAGAGAGAAAGAGAGAGAGAGGGGGAGAGAGAAAGCUCCCUUGUCAUUAGCCGGAGUGAACUGAGCCUGCAACUCUCUGACAGCGGCACAUGAUAGUGGUGGAUUCAGACUCGCGUGGACCCGUACUUGCGCACAGCAACACACACACGCGCACACACACUCUCACUCUCACUCACACACUUUGACUUUCUGGAAUGUAUUUGUUGUUCUGAGAGAGACUGACGGUGCUGUGCAGGAUUGGUUCACUCACUGCUGUGCUGUGUGAACAGAACUCUGGACAUUCGCUGAAAACACUAGGAGCUUCACUCGCCAUAGGGGUAGUGACAACUAACCACACGCGCACACACACACACACACACACACACAUGCGUACACACACCCACACAAGCACACAGUCGGUCCAUUGAGGGUGAUUCCAAGUAUCCCUAAGAGGCAAGAGGGCAGUGCUGUGUUGGGCGGACGACGAGCGCGCUGCGAAAAGGAUCACUCCUCUCUCUCUUCCACCAAGGAGGACUGAAGAUGAUGAAGAUGCUGCCGGUGAUGAGAGAAACACAGACCGGGAGGAUCAACUUGGACCACUGACAGUUGGAGAGCAAGGCAAACCGAGGGUGCGCCUGAGUGCUCUAGAGGGAGAGGAGCGUGUGUGUGUGUGACAGUGUGCGUGGGUGUGUACACGUGUACCUGUGUGUAAGAGGAAGAACUUGGACAUCAUCAGUUGUGAGGAUGCUGGCGAUGGUUUUUCUCCUACUCGCUGCCUCGGGAUGGAACCUGACCCAGGCGACAAAGAGCGUUCACCCCAGGUUACGACUUUCCCACAAAGAGCUAUGUGAGAUGAACAGAACAUGGGUGUUCCAGGCUCCAGAUGGAACGCUGCAGAGGCCCACUAUGCUGCUGGAUGAGUCCAAGGAGAGGCUCUUCCUCGGGGGCAAGAAUGUCCUCUUCUCCCUCAGCCUGGAGAGGGUCAACACUAACCACAGCGAGAUCCAUUGGCCCGUGUCUGAUGACCAAGUGGAAGACUGUCUGAAGAAGGGGCGAGAGAAGUGGGAGUGUGCCAACUACAUUAAGCUGCUGCAGCAGUAUGAUAGUGCUCACCUCCUCGCCUGCGGGACUGGAGCCUUCAACCCCGUGUGCAGCCAUCUCCAGAUCGGACACUGGAAUGAGGAAGUGGAGGUGGAGACCUGGGAGAGCGGGCGAGGAAGGAGCCCCUACGACCCCAACAGCCCCAUCACCGCCACCAGCGCCGGGGGACAGCUGUAUGUGGGCCUAUACACUGACUACUGGGAGAAUGAUGCGGCACUCUGUCGCCUAGGAAACCACAGCUACACCAGGACGGAGAGUUAUGACCGACAGCAACUGAACGAGCCCAAGUUUGUUGGCUCAGCCGUGAUUCCGGACAACGAUGAUCCGGCGGACGAUAAGGUUUACUUCUUCUUCACGGAGCGCGUGUCGGAUCUGGAGGGCGGGGGCAAGGCCGUGCACACGCGCGUGGCCCGGGUGUGCGCGAACGACGAGGGAGGUCAGCGGAUGCAGGUGAAGAGGUGGAGCUCCUUCCUGAAGACUCGUCUCAUCUGCUCGGUCUCAGGGCCCAAUGGCAUCGACACCCACUUUGAUGAGCUCGAGGAUGUGUUCGUCCUGACGAAAAAGGAUAACAAGAAUCCAGAGAUCUUUGGGCUUUUCAGCACGACCAGUAAUGUCUUCAAGGGCUACGCGGUGUGUGUGUACAGCAUGGAGGAUAUCCGGGCGGCCUUCAACGGGCCCUUCGCCCACCGCGAGCAGGCCAGCCACCACUGGAGCAUGUACGAGGGGAGGGUGCCUUUCCCCAGGCCCGGCUCGUGUGCCAGUAAAAUAAACGGGGGCCAGUUCUCCAGUUCCAAGGACUUCCCUGAUGAGGUUCUGCGGUUUGUGCGUAACCACCCGGUGAUGUUCAAUGCUGUGCGUCCCCGGCAGCAGCGGCCCAUCCUGCUGGAGACCGGCAACGCUCGCAACUUCACCCAGCUGGCCGUGGACCACGUGGAGGCGGAGGAUGGUCACUACAAUGUGCUCUACAUUGGAACUGAUAAGUCUGUCGUGCUGAAAUACAUCACUAUCCACAACAAAGAGUCGGACACUACGGAGGAGGUCCUUUUGGAAGAGCUGCAAGUGUUUAAAGAAAGAGUACCAAUCACAGAGAUCCUGAUCUCGGCUAAAAGGCAACAGCUGUAUGUGGGCUCGGAGGUUGGCGUUGCGCAGACGCGUCUGCACCAGUGUGACCUUUAUGGCUCGGCGUGUGCAGACUGCUGCCUGGCCCGCGACCCCUACUGUGCCUGGGACGGGCUCACCUGCUCCAGAUACUACCCAGCGGGACACUACACCAAGAGCCGGCGCUUCAGAAGGCAAGACAUCCGACAUGGCAAUGCCGUCCAGCAGUGUAAUGGACUACAAAUCAAUGAAGAUCACAGGGGCAGUGGUGUGGAGAAGCUGGUGUAUGGGGUUGAGAAUAACAGCACCCUGCUAGAGUGCAGCCCCAAGUCCCUGCAGGCCAGACUGCUUUGGUUUUUACUGAGAGGAACUGACAUGGAAGAGAUUCCAGGUGAUGAUCGUGUGGUGAGGACCAGCCACGGGCUCCUGUUCCUGCGUCUGCGCAGGGCCGACGCGGGCACCUACCUCUGCCAGUCCGUGGAGCAUGGCUUUGUGCAGCCCCUGGCCCGCAUCACCCUGGAGGUGCUGGAGGGAGAACGGCUCGAGGGGCUCCUCCACAAGUCCAGCCCAGGAGGAGGCACUGCAGAUGGGAAGGAAGAGAAGGACGAAGAUGGUGGUGCUGGUUCCCCAUAUAGCAGGUCAGCUGCAGCUCUGCCAUGCCCUUUCCCCAGUCUCCCGACUGGGCCGGCGACCUCCAAGCUCUGGUACAAGGAGUUCCUCCAGCUCAUUGGCUACAGCAACUUCCAGCGUGUGGAGCAGUACUGUGAGCGCGUCUGGUGCUCCGCCUCCGACAAGAAGAAGAAGAAGAUGAAGGCACUGGCACCGAAGUGGCGAUUUCCACAGGGCACGGAGCGACGUGCAAAGCAGCGUGCACCACGCCACACUCCAGAUUAGAGCGAUUUAGAGGCGUCACGAAAACAAAGCGGAGGAGGAGAGAUAGAGAGAGGAAAAGGAAAGUGGAAUUUGGCUAAAAAAGAGAGAGUUGAAUCGAGACAGACUGAUAACGGUACCAUGAACUUUGCCUAGGGACAGAGUGCUUAGCAAGGCAGAUAUUUCAAACAUAAUCAGAGCUGCAAUUGUUGAGUGGAGCAGGCACAGCCAAGCUGCAAUUUUGAAGUGUUGAAUUAGAAUCGACAUUUGUGACCCUCCAUGCUCAAACAGUGUACAGUGGAGGAUAAUAGGAUAAUAUGAUAACCACAUGCCAUUUUCCCCGGUAAAAGCAGGACUGAUGUUUGUUGAACAGUGUGGGGGGGAAAGGACAUUUGAAUGCCAUUAUUGUUGCCAUGGUUAUAUAAGUAUAAGAAAAAUGUGGUUUGGGUCAAUUCACCUCAAAUUGACAGACUUUGUGCAGGCUUUGAUCGACAAUAGCCUUGUUUCUGCAUCUUCCUGCAUGUUUUUCUUUUUCCUAACCCACUGAAAGGAAGGAGAGAAGAAAAGGAAACUUGGAGGAUAUAACCCACCUUGCAACGAUGUGAGCUUUACCCUCAAAGACCACUGAAAGAAGCUUGCUACACUGUUGGACUCGAUUUCUUAAAAGCAUGCCACUGUGUUGAUGGUUUCUAAGUCUUAAACGACGUACCAAUGAAAUAAUGUGUUUGUUGCCAUAAGCUUUGGGUCGGAAGGCAAUCAGCUGACUUACUACGCACACCUCACAUGUAGUCUUCUAGUCUGUGUUGUAUUACUUAACUUAUUAUAAUGUGGGCGUAUUUUGUGUCUUUGUUAGUAGUGUCUUUGGUGUAGUGGUUUACCUUUUUCAGAUAGAGAAAAAAAACAGAAACUGGAAAUGCCAUACUGUUGUGUAGUAGAAACUGUAUCAAAGUAGAAUUGUUUUCUAUUUUUUAAUUCACUACUACUACUACUAUCUUAUUUAGAAACAGGCAUGAUGAUUUCAGCAGAUAUCAAAGUUGUGUUUUAUUCAGGUGACAAAUGUUUUCUUUUUUCUUGUUCAGGUCUUGCAAUAAGCUUUAUGUCACAAAUCAGUCAGUCCCAGAUAACAUGAUGAACAAAUACUUGAACAUAUCCUCAACAGUAGUUGAUAUGUAAAAAACCACUAUAAAUAUGUUCACUCUUGCUUUUUAUCUGCGUGUCAAAUGUACAUGAUGGCAUAUAGCAUUUGUGUGUUGUGGAGGUUAAGUGUCCUAGGGCACCUGUACGAUGUCAAUAAAUACUAUUAGAUUUAGUCUGUGUGAGUCUUCAAAUAAACAACAAGUAGAAAGAAUAGAACAAACUACAACCACAGGGAUUGUGUUUAUUAUUGCUGUAUGUUUUCUAUUUA
Messenger RNA from Engraulis encrasicolus (European anchovy), 4754 nucleotides. RefSeq names its product sema domain, immunoglobulin domain (Ig), short basic domain, secreted, (semaphorin) 3E (gene sema3e). Gene Ontology annotation, cellular component: plasma membrane. NCBI's taxonomy places the organism in Eukaryota, Metazoa, Chordata, Actinopteri, Clupeiformes, Engraulidae. Gene Ontology annotation, molecular function: semaphorin receptor binding; chemorepellent activity. The record is from RefSeq and is a predicted model, not a curated record. Gene Ontology annotation, biological process: negative chemotaxis; negative regulation of axon extension involved in axon guidance; neural crest cell migration. Bases 1025 to 3373 code for a protein of 782 amino acids. The transcript is spliced from 17 exons.